Messenger RNA from Hippocampus zosterae (dwarf seahorse), 1123 nucleotides. RefSeq names its product inhibitor of growth family, member 2 (gene ing2). Gene Ontology annotation, cellular component: nucleus. The transcript is spliced from 2 exons. The coding region runs from base 5 to 883 and encodes 292 amino acids. Gene Ontology annotation, biological process: positive regulation of DNA-templated transcription. Lineage: Eukaryota; Metazoa; Chordata; Actinopteri; Syngnathiformes; Syngnathidae. The record is from RefSeq and is a predicted model, not a curated record.
GACCAUGUUAGGCCACCACUACCCGAAUGCUGACAAGUCGCAGCAACUGGCCAACUACGUGGAAGAUUAUCUGGAAUGCGUGGAGUCCCUGCCCUUGGACAUACAAAGAAAUGUUUCCGUGCUACGGGAAAUCGACGCAAAGUAUCAAGAAGUGCUGAAAGAGGUGGACGAAGUAUUUGAGAGGUACAAGGCAGAGCAGGAUGGCGCUCAGAGAAAGCGGCUGCAAGUCCAGCUGCAACGGGCGCUCAUCGUCAGCCAGGAGCUGGGUGAUGAGAAGAUCCACGUGGUGACCCAGAUGACCGAGCUGGUGGAGAACCGCUCCCGCCAGAUGGACUCCCAUUCCCUGUGCCUCCAGGAGCCCUGCGAUCCCGAACACGUGGCGACGGAGCGGCGCGCUAACAUCCAGGAGACGGCCGUCGCACCCGUGGCCCCCGCCGCCGCCGCCUCCGCCCCCGAACGCGCCUUGGCCCGCCGCCCGCGGCGCCAGCGCAACAGCGAGAGCCGAGACUCCAACCACCCGUCGGCCAACGGCUCGGCGGCGGACGACGCCGCCGAGGAUCCGCCCCUCCCGCUUCCCAGAGAGAAGAAGUCCAAGUCGGCCAAGAAGAAGAAGCGCAAGUCCAAGCAGGAGCGGGACGCCUCGCCGGUGGAUUUCGCCAUCGACCCAAACGAGCCCACCUACUGUUUGUGCGAGCAGGUGUCUUACGGCGAGAUGAUCGGCUGCGACAACGACCAGUGCCCCAUCGAGUGGUUCCAUUUCUCCUGCGUUGGCCUGACCUACAAGCCGAAGGGCAAGUGGUACUGCCCCAAAUGCAGAGGGGACAGUGAAAAGACGAUGGACAAAAGCCUGGACAAGAACAGGAAAGACCGCCGGUCAAGGUAGUGACCCACCGGCGGCGGCAUAGGACAUGACGAGCACAAUCGAACAUGGCCGCUUAAGACUCACCGAGGACACUGUGCGGUGAUGCCUUCAUCGAGCCAUUUUUGACGUAUGGAAAAAAAAUAAAUAAAUACAACUCGAGCAUCCCCGUUUUUGUAGCAGAGCAUCCUUUCAUUGUGGACGUGGUCCUUCUUUACAAUCUACUGCUACUGCCUUGUGUAUGAAUAAAGUUGUCCGUGUUCA